This is a messenger RNA of Capronia epimyces CBS 606.96, 1233 nucleotides long. RefSeq names its product mitochondrial trans-2-enoyl-CoA reductase. The record is from RefSeq and is a predicted model, not a curated record. Gene Ontology annotation, molecular function: trans-2-enoyl-CoA reductase (NADPH) activity. NCBI's taxonomy places the organism in Eukaryota, Fungi, Ascomycota, Eurotiomycetes, Chaetothyriales, Herpotrichiellaceae. Bases 1 to 1233 code for a protein of 410 amino acids. Gene Ontology annotation, cellular component: mitochondrion. Gene Ontology annotation, biological process: fatty acid metabolic process. The transcript has a single exon.
AUGGCUUCGUCUUCCUGCUUUCAGUCUUCCUUUCGGACAAGCUUGCGCACCAUAAUAACUCAGAGUCGACCGCUAUGUCUGCACAGCCAGAGAUUAUCUAGAUAUGCCGUCGGCAGCAGACGGACCAUCAGCAGCUAUGGUUAUACCCAGGCAAAGGCCCUCGUCUAUUCCAAAUAUGGGGAGCCUCAAGAUGUUUUGUCUCUGCACCGCCACUCUAUAUCUCCCGCGGCCGGGACCAGCGUCGUUCUUCGCACCCUCGUUGCCCCCAUCAACCCCGCAGACGUGAAUCAGAUCCAAGGCGUGUAUCCUGCAAAACCUGAAAUGACAAUCGCACUCGGGACCUCUGAACCUUCGGCAGUCGCUGGCAAUGAAGGAGUUGCCGAAGUCAUUAGCACUGGAUCUGGCGUCAAGGACCUGAAACGAGGGGACUGGGUCAUCAUGAAGAGUACGGGAAUGGGAACAUGGCGGACACACAUGGCAGUUGAUGAAAGCCAGUUGCUCAAGAUCGACAACAAAGAAGGAUUGACUCCGUUACAGGUGGGAACGGUGUCGGUCAACCCUUGCACCGCCUACCGCAUGCUCCUAGACUUCGCCCAGUGGGGGUUCCGAGGGGACGAAUGGUUCAUUCAAAACGGGGCCAAUAGCGGUGUCGGUCGGGCCGCCAUACAAUUGGCACGAGAAUGGGGCAUCAAGAGCAUCAACGUCAUCCGGGGACGAGAAAACAAAGAGGAGGAACAGAAGCUCCGUCAGGACCUACUGGACCUUGGUGCCACCAAGGUCAUCACCGAGGAAGAACUGACGGGACGGGGGAUCAAGGAUCAAAUCAAGGAAUGGACACAGGGCGGAAGAGAACCGAUCAAAGUCGGGCUGAAUUGUGUGGGGGGGAAAAAUGCAACUGCCCUUGCCAAGUUCCUGAGCCCAGGAGCAGCGUUGGUCACCUAUGGUGCCAUGAGCAAACAGCCUCUAUUGCUUCCUGCCUCGUUGCUGAUCUUCAAGGACAUCAGGUUCAAUGGCUUCUGGGUGAGCAAAUGGAGUGAUCGGCACCCUGAUCAAAAGAAGCAGACGGUUGAUGACGUCCUUCGGCUCACAAGGGAGGGCAAAUUCAAGGACAUCCCGGUGCAAGAAUGCCGCUGGGGGUGGAAGACCGAGGUCGACACACUUAGCAAGGCCGUGCAAGGCACCCUGGGAGGCUUCAGGCCGGGCAAGGGGGUUUUUGUUUUUGAUGAGGCAUAA